This is a messenger RNA of Nelumbo nucifera (sacred lotus), 3516 nucleotides long. RefSeq names its product nucleolar-like protein. The record is from RefSeq and is a predicted model, not a curated record. Gene Ontology annotation, biological process: maturation of SSU-rRNA. Gene Ontology annotation, cellular component: Noc4p-Nop14p complex; nucleolus; small-subunit processome. NCBI's taxonomy places the organism in Eukaryota, Viridiplantae, Streptophyta, Magnoliopsida, Proteales, Nelumbonaceae.
CCAAAAAAACCCCGUCUACAAAACGUAAAACCCUAGUUUCUUUCUUCCACUAUUCACUGCAUCACGAGCACUCAUGGCCAAGAAAAAAGCCGAAUCAAACCCUAAAAGCAGUACCAGUGGUACGAAGAAGAAGAAGAAGAAUUCAUUGAAGAAACUACUCUCUGGUCCGAAUGCCAUGGCUAUGAAAUCGAAGCCUGCGAACGAAAACCCUUUUGAGACUAUAUGGUCUCGCCGGAAGUUCGAUAUACUCGGGAAGAAACGCAAGGGAGAGGAAAAACGCGUCGGAUUGGCUCGCUCUCGCGCAAUCGAAAAGAGGAAGAAGACUUUAUUGAAAGAAUAUGAGCAAAGUGGCAAGUCUUCUGUAUUUCUGGACAAGCGUAUUGGUGAACAAAACGAUGCACUUGGAGAGUUUGAUAAAGCCAUCUUACGUUCUCAGCAUGAACGGAAGUUAAAAUUGAGGAAGAGUAGCAAGUAUAAUUUAUCUGAUGGCGAAGAAGAUGAUUUUGCAGUCAAUGGUGGUGGGUACUUUGGAAGGGAUGAUUUUGAGGAUGAAAUGUUGCCAGAUGAUGAUAAUGAUGCACCUGAGACUCAAAAGAAUCCAGCCAUUUUGAAACAUCUUAAUACUCCAAAUAUUCCUGAUCAAUUGGAAGCUGGUUCAACAGAAGGAGGUGAAAAUAAGCACAAGAGCAAAAAAGAAGUGAUGGAGGAGAUUAUUCUGAAGAGCAAAUUUUUCAAGGCUGAGAAGGCAAAGGAAAAGGAAAAAAAUGUAGAGUUGAUGGAGCGUUUGGACAAAGAUUUCAUGUCCUUAAUGCAGUCUCAGGCAUUCUUGUCAAUGGAUCUACCAAGCAAAAAGGACCCUUCGGAAGUGAUUUUGAAUAAGAGCAAUUUAGAUCCUGUCAGGAAGGAGAUAUCUGCUACUUCUAACAAAGUAUUUCCAAAUCAGGUACAACCUGAUGCCUAUGACAAGUUUGUUAACCAGAUGGUACUUGAUAUGCGUGCUCGCCCAUCUGACAGAACAAAGACGGAUGAAGAAAUAGCACAAGAAGAGAAAGAACGACUGGAGAGAUUAGAGGAGGAGCGCAAGAAAAGGAUGCUUGCUACUGAUGAUUCUGAUGAUGAAGGCAGUGAUGGCCAUGAAGAUACUGAUAAAGAAUAUGACCAUAAGUUACGCCCUAUCUCUGGUGAUGAUCUAGGUGAUUCCUUCUCUUUCCAUGAAGAGCCAAAGAACAGAAGGGGCUGGGUUGAUGAGGUUCUUGAGAGAAAAGAUGUAGAUGAUUCUGCAAGUGAAGCAUCUUCUGAGGAUUCAGGAAGCGACGAAGAUGAUAGUGAUGAAGAAGGAAGUGAUAAAAAUAAUAGUGAAUCUGGGAAGUCACAUUCCUUGAAGGACUGGGAGCAGAGCGAUGAGGACAACCUCAGUACAGAUAUUGAAGAAGAAGAAGAAGAAGAAGAAGAGGGGGAAGAGGAUAAGGAGGGGAAAGGCUUGCAUAAGGUGGACAACAAUAUGCAAGAAAUCAAGAACAAGAAGGCAGAUCCUUUAGAUGCGGAGAAAACAAAGUCAAGUCAGAAACAACAUCCAAUUAAACAAGGGGAGCUUCACUAUACAAUUGAAGCUCCAACAAACUUGUCAGAUUUAUGCACCUUGCUGGAUAAUCGGUCUGAUGCUGAAAUAGUUGAGGCUAUCAAUCGGAUCCGUAUAUAUAAUGCAAUCAAACUUGCGGCAGAGAAUCGGAAGAAAAUGCAAGUCUUUUAUGGCGUCUUGUUGCAAUAUUUUGCUGUCUUAGCAAAUAAAAAGCCAUUGAACUUUAAGCUAUUGAAUUUGUUGGUUAUGCCAUUGAUAGAGAUGAGUGCGGAGACCCCAUACUUUGCAGCUAUUUGUGCCCGUCAACGUAUACUUCGCAUUCGGACCCAAUUCUGUGAGGAUGUCAAGAGGCAAGAGAAAAGUUGUUGGCCUUCUUUGAAGACUUUGUUACUUCUGAGGCUGUGGUCUAUGAUAUUUCCUUGCUCUGACUUUCGACAUGUAGUCAUGACACCAGCUAUCUUGUUGAUGUGCGAUUAUCUGAUGCGUUGUCCUAUAUUGUGUGGACGGGAUAUUGCAGUAGGAUCUUUCUUAUGUUCAAUGGUUCUCUCUGUUGUUAAACAAUCUCAGAAGUUCUGUCCAGAGGCCAUAAUAUUUCUGAAAACUUUGCUUAUGUCAGCUUCAGAUGCAAAACUGGGGUCAUGCCAUCAUUCCCAGCUUUACUAUCUUGUGGAACUAAAAAUGUUGACACCAUGGCUGCGAUUACAUGAUCAUGUUUCUGAGAUUCAUACUCUAGAUUUCCUUGAUGUGAUGGACAUGCCAGAGGAUUCCUCCUUCUUUAGCUCUGAUGAUUUCCGGGUCGGUGUGCUUGUAUCUGUGGUUGAAACACUACGAGGAUUUGUUCAUAUAUAUGAUGGACUUGCCUCCUUCCCUGAAAUAUUUAUGCCCGUUUCCACUUUAUUGUAUGGAGUGGCAAAACAAGAGUUCUUGCCAGAUGUUUUACAAGAAAAUUUUGGCAAUGUUGCUGAGUUGAUAAAGAACAAAGCCAAUGAACAUCAAAUGUUGCGUCAGCCACUUCAAAUGCGGAAGCAAAAGCCAGUGCCAAACAAGCAAUUAACACCAAAAUUUGAGGAGAAUUUUGUGAAGGGUAGAGAUUAUGAUCCGGACCGUGAAAGGGCGGAGAGAAAGAAGUUGAAGAAACUUCUCAAACGGGAAGCUAAAGGAGCAGCUCGAGAACUACGCAAAGAUAAUUAUUUCUUAUCUGAGGUAAAGGAGAAGGAGAGGGCAAUACUGGAAGAGGAACGAGCUGAGAAAUAUGGGAAGGCAUGGAAUUUCCUACAAGAACAAGAACAUGCUUUCAAAUCUGGGCAGUUGGGAAAAGGCAGGAAGAGAAGAAGAUGAAGCUGUUCAUUGAGAUACCUUUAUUGCAUUGUACCUCCUUCCACAUCUCUUGCUUUGUCUGCUGAAAUCAAGGUGUUCAUCUAAUGCAAAAGUUUGGUCUAUUCUUUAUGGCAAACCUAGUAGCAAAGCACCAAGGUUGUAGCAAGUACUCUGACGUGUUCUAAGUGCAACUUGGUUUAGAUGAAUAGCUCCUGCGUCCAUAGGUUGGGAAGUUUUCUAUUUCCAUUUUGAUGCUAUGGCUACUUUGAAAACUUUGAGAUCAAGGUGGCAUGUUUUGCUUGCGAGAAGAUAAAUCAAAAGUUGGAGGAAUCUACGUUGAAGGGAAAUGUUGCUAGCUACAUUUCUAUAAACAUACUCAUGGUUAGUAAUAUCAUGUAAAUAUUAGUUCAAUAAUCAAUAAGUAAACUUUGAAAUGUGAUAGUUGUCUAAAAAGUCCGCUGUGAGAAGCAUGAAAGGUGCAGUCUAAACUUUUUUACAUUGGUAAUUGGAGGCAGAGAGAAACAAUGUUAAGACGGGAUAAGGGUUUCUAACCACUGAAUGACUUAUUUAGGUGUUUGCAUUAAUGCUACAUUUAUAUAUAUCUGCUAGAUUCUUGAUGA